This is a messenger RNA of Chiloscyllium plagiosum (whitespotted bambooshark), 4230 nucleotides long. The record is from RefSeq and is a predicted model, not a curated record. Lineage: Eukaryota; Metazoa; Chordata; Chondrichthyes; Orectolobiformes; Hemiscylliidae.
AGACGAGGAAUGCAUUGCCUGAAAAGUUGGUGGAAGCAGAGUGAAAUAUAAAACAAACUUUUAAAAGGGAUGUUGAUAUCCCAUCGAAAAAGUAAAAUUUGUGGGGCUGUUAAUAGGAUUGAGACAGCUUUUUAAUUUGCCACGGGUUGGUGAAUGACCUCCCGUCAAUCGUAACCUGAGAAUAUUUAAGCAUUCCCUCGCAGGUACACAUUUAACAUCGCGAAAUGAUAGAAACAAAAAUCAGGGGGUUUCUUUGUGUGGAAUUUUAGGACGGGAGGGUUUGCGAAAGCACAUUUCAACGUUGAGCCGGGGGUUUCAACGUCGCCUCCACACCAACCUGAGGAUGAACUCAAUUCGAGUGAGCGACCGCUCCCCUCCCUCCACUUGCUGGGGAUGCUGGAGAGAGCGAGGUAGCAGCAGCAGCAGCAGCAGGACCGCGGGCUGGAGGAGCGGCCAGGCUCUCAGUCCCUCCCCUUCGCCUGGUUAAGAGUACGCAGGAAUUUCCGGCGGUUCACGCCCUUGCGGGAGAAGAGAGGGACGAGUCGCUGAUUUUUCUUACCUGGCAGCGGGAGGUUGUGGAGCCACCUGAUCGCCCGGAGACUGUGUCCUGUUUCUCUCGCAUUGCUCCUUCUUUUGUUAUUUUGUUGCAAAUUGUAUCCAGUUUCCCCCUUGUUAUACAGCUCCCCAAGAGGAGGACGGGGAAGAAGCAGCAGCAGCAGCAGAAGAAGGAAUCAUGUCUGGUCCCAACUCAGCGACGAUUGAUACAGUGAAGAGAAAAAUCCAGUUCCUGCAACAACAGGCGGAUGAGGCGGAGGAGAGAGCAGAGCUGCUGCAGCGGGAGCUGGACAGUGAGCGCCAGGCCAGGGACAGAGCGGAGUCUGACGUGGCUUCCUUGAGUAGACGUAUCCAUUUGGCUGAAGAAGAGUUGGAUUCCGCUCAAGAGCGUCUGACUGCUGCCUUGCAGAAAUUGGAGGAGGCUGAAAAAUCAGCAGAUGAGAGUGAACGAGGGAUGAAAGUUGUGGAGUGCAAAGUCUUAAAGGCUGAGGAGAAAAUAGAAAUACAAGAUAUGCAGCUGAAGGAAGCUAAACAUGUUGCAGAGGAGGCAGACCGUAAAUACGAAGAGGUGGCGCGAAAACUCGUUGUUCUUGAAUGUGAUCAGGAGCGAACUGAGGAACGUGCAAGGGUGUCAGAAAGUCGGGCACGGCAAUUGGAAGAGGAGCUUAAAGUAAUGGACCAGAGCUUGAAAUCGUUAAUGGCCUCAGAGGAAGAGUAUGCUUUGAAAGAAGAUAAAUAUGAAGAAGAAAUCAGGCUGCUAACAGAUAAGCUAAAAGAGGCAGAAACUAGAGCUGAGUUUGCUGAAAGAUCUGUAGCAAAACUGGAGAAGACAGUGGAUGAUUUGGAAGGAGAAAAGAGACGAGCCUAUCAUUCCUACCCUGAUAAGUAUACCCAUGCAUGCCUGCCCUGUGAUUCCCUCUGCACCCAAAAGUGCCUCCAUAACUUUUUUAUAGUAUGGGGUGAUCAGAACUGCAUGUGGCACUCGUGUGGUUUGAUAUAGGUUGAGCAUAACUUGCUACGAUUUUAUUGUAUCCCUCUAGAAAUUGAGCCUAAUGCUUGGUCUCCUUUUUGAAAUGACCUUAUUAACAUGUUAAGGAAUUUAGACUUUGAGAUCCUGUUGUUCCUUUACCUCUCCUAGACUUGCAUAUCCCAAGUUACCUGACUACCCUGUUGUUCCUACCUGCCUGUUUUGAACUUUGUUUGCCAAUUAGUUGCGUAUUCUGCAAGUUUUAGCGACCUUCUGCCAUUGGUUGCAGUCGUCUUCAGUAUUAAUUACCUUCCCCGUUUUCGCAUUCAUGAAUUUAGAUUUUUGACUUCAGCAUUGAAUUUUUACUGUUCAGAAUUACAUUCAAUGAUCGCAGUUCAGAUCCUUAUCGGACACUACUUCCCACUUUCUGCCACUGUUUAUUCAUAUACUCUGUCUUCUGCCAUAAAGCCAGCUGGCAAUCUGUUCUGCCACUUGUCCCCUCGGUCCAUGGUUUCUGAGCUUAAUAAUCUAUAAUGUUCUGGUGGAAUUAUUCAUGGGUGAAUGUUGUCACUGACCAUGUAUCUAAAAAUUAAUCUAACAAAAAAAAACUAAAAUAGGAAGUGUUAUUACAUUUGUACAGUGUGUUGGUGAGACUGCACUUUGAGUACAGUGUACGGUUAUAAUCGUCUUGAAAGGAUAUACUUGCAUUCAUCUGGUGAAGGAAGGGUUUGUCACAUGAGGAAAGGUUGAGCAGAUUAGGUCCGUACUCACUGGAGUUUAGAAGGGUGAGCAGAGAUCUUAAAGCAAAUAAGAUUCUGAAGUGUAGCUGCUACGUGAUGUUUCCCCCUAAUAGAGCAGAUUAGAACUGGGGGACACAGCUCAAGGAUAGGAGGUCUCCAUUUUAAGAUGGAGGUGAGGAUUUGUUGUGUUUCUUAUUAAGUCUCUCUUCAACAUCAUUCCUUCCAGGAAUGAUUAAUUUGUAUAUUUAGUUGUGAAGGUGAUGAGCAGUUUUUAUUGAGAAGGGUGUUAUGAAAUUGUGGACUUAAGACAGGCCUGUUGGAUUGCAGGGUCAGAAAAGAUAAUAGAUUCCACCAUCAUCCUCUGUGAGCAAGAGGGACGAGAAAAUGAGCUUUGUUUUAAAAUGAAAUUUUAAACUUGUCUCUCGAAGCCUGCAGUGCAGCUGAAUUUGUUUUUAUUCUUGGAAUGUGAUUAUCACUGGCAAGAUUAACAUUUGUUGCACCUUCUUAACUGUCCUGGAGUUGCCACCUUAUCAAGGGAAAUUAGGGAUGGCAUGUGUACAGUUCUGAUAUAUUUAAGUGGAAACUGUGAACUGAUCAGGAGGCAUGAUUACAAAUAUGUCACCAAAAACCGAACAAUCAUCUCAACAAGUGACUGAAUGCAAAGGAACAUUUAGCAGAAACAAUUUCAUUAAGUGAACUUGCAUUUUAAUAAAUUCUAGUGGAUACCAGUUAAAAUUAAAUGUUUUCACUUCAUUACUGGAGGGAGAGGGGACAUGUUUGUCUGCUGAGCUAUAGCCAAUGCUCAUGCUUAGGUUAGCUGGGGAGAUGGCUAAGUGUGUGGUGCAGAGUGAUGCCACCUGCAUGGGUUCAACCUCUGUGCUGUCUGUGGUAGUUCAGUGGUCUGCCUCUUGCCUUAUCCUUUACUUAAUAUGGGUUGAUGCCCCUUGAGCCAAGAAACCAAUUGAGUCUCUCUUGCUUGCCAGUGAUCCUUCAGAUCAUUCUUGGUCUUUUUUAUGAAAAAGCAGAGGCUUGGAAUCUUGCAGUGAGUAACUCUAUCUCCUGACUCUCCAAAGCCAGUCUACCAUCUACAAGUGUGAUGACAUCUUCUCCACUUGCCUGCAUGAGUGCAGCUCCAGCAACCCUCAAGAAGCUUGACACCAUCCAGGACAAAGCAGCCUGCCAACAUUCCCCAACAUCCCCUCCCUCCAUCACUGAUGCUCAGCACCAGCAGUGCCAUCCACAAGGUGGACUGCACUAAUUCACUGAAGCUCUUCAGACAGCACCUUUUGAACCAUGACCGUACCAUCUAGAAGGACAAGGGCAGGAACGACACUCACCACCCGGACUUGAGAAUAUAUUGCUGUUCCUUUAGUGUUGCUAGCUUAAAAUUCUAGAACCUCCCUCCCUUAAUGCAUUAUUAAGAAGGUAGCUCACCAAGAUCUCCUCAAGGGUAACUAGGGACAGGCAGUAAAUGCUGGCCCAGUCAGCAACACCCACAUCUCGUAAGUGAAUCUUUUAAAAAUUAAGCUAUCAUUCAGGUUUUUGUUAUUUGAUGUCUUUGUAAAAUUCUUCUCUCUGUUUGCUGAGUCAACACCCUCCUGUUUACAGUAGUCUAAAAAUCAGGUCAAGGGUACAAAUUGUAACCUGCGUGAAUAGUUUCCUGAUAUUUGGCUCAGAAGAUUGUAGAACCAUGAUGUAGUUUCCCUGACUCUGCUCCCCAGCCCCAGCUGUCUGAUGCCUGUUUCACUGCACCAAGCAGGAAUACAUUUGGUCUGAGUUUCCAAUAGUUAAACUUGCCCUAAGCUCCAGAUAUCCUCUAGAAUUUUGUUUAUUUUUCUAAAUUCUUGUAGUUUUUUUCCCUGUGUUUUGCUUUUUGUAACUCAUUCAUUAAUUGGUUUAAUAUUGUACAGAGACGACUAUGAAACCACACUCAGUUAGAAGCCUACUACACUCCCAGUUCAAUAAUUU